Exserohilum turcica Et28A is the source of this 1710-nucleotide messenger RNA. RefSeq lists its product as uncharacterized. The transcript has 8 exons. Gene Ontology annotation, biological process: proton transmembrane transport; proton motive force-driven ATP synthesis. The record is from RefSeq and is a predicted model, not a curated record. NCBI's taxonomy places the organism in Eukaryota, Fungi, Ascomycota, Dothideomycetes, Pleosporales, Pleosporaceae. Gene Ontology annotation, molecular function: ATP binding; ADP binding; proton-transporting ATP synthase activity, rotational mechanism. Bases 1 to 1710 code for a protein of 569 amino acids.
AUGUUCUCAAGGGCCAUCCGCCAGUCGAGCCGCCGGGUCGCUGCAAUCUCUGCCACGAGCAGGAUUGCUUCGACUCGCGCUCCCGCCUUCACCAACGCCACCCGAUUCUACGCCUCCGAUGCUAAGGCCACCCCCACCGAGGUUUCCUCCAUUCUGGAGCAGAGGAUCCGCGGCGUCCAGGAGGAGACCAGCCUCUCCGAGACUGGACGUGUGCUUUCCGUUGGGGUCAGUGACGGUAUUGCCCGUGUCCACGGCAUGAACAAUGUCCAGGCUGAGGAGCUUGUCGAGUUCGCCUCCGGUGUCAAGGGCAUGUGCAUGAACUUGGAAGCCGGCCAGGUCGGUGUUGUGCUUUUCGGUUCUGACCGUUUGGUCAAGGAGGGCGAGACUGUCAAGCGUACCGGUCAGAUUGUCGACGUUCCCGUCGGCGAGGCUCUUCUCGGACGUGUCGUUGACGCUCUCGGUAACCCCAUUGACGGAAAGGGUCCCCUCAAGACCACCGAGCGCCGCCGUGCUCAGCUCAAGGCCCCCGGUAUUCUGCCCCGCCGCUCCGUCAACCAGCCUGUCCAGACUGGUCUCAAGUCUGUCGACGCCAUGGUUCCCAUUGGACGUGGUCAGCGUGAGUUGAUCAUUGGUGACCGUCAAACCGGAAAGACUGCCGUCGCUCUUGAUGCCAUGCUUAACCAGAACAGGUGGAACAAGGGUACCGACGAGACCAAGAAGCUUUACUGCAUCUACGUUGCCGUUGGUCAGAAGCGAUCCACCGUUGCCCAGCUCGUCAAGACUCUUGAGGAGAACGAUGCCAUGAGGUACACUAUUGUAGUCGCCGCAACGGCCUCAGAAGCUGCGCCUCUCCAAUAUCUGGCACCAUUCACUGGAUGCUCUAUGGGAGAAUGGUUCCGCGACAACGGCAAGCAUGCUCUCAUCAUCUACGACGAUCUCACCAAGCAGGCUGUCGCCUACCGCCAGAUGUCCCUGCUGCUCCGUCGUCCUCCUGGUCGUGAGGCUUACCCUGGUGACGUCUUCUACCUCCACUCUCGUCUCCUCGAGCGUGCUGCCAAGAUGAACGACAAGCUCGGUGGUGGCUCUCUUACUGCCCUGCCGCUGAUCGAGACACAAGUCGAAGCUCCCUUUUCCAGUGUUGAAUGCAGAAGACUAACAAUUGAGCAGGGUGGCGAUGUUUCUGCGUACAUUCCGACGAACGUUAUCUCGAUUACGGACGGACAGAUAUUCCUGGAAGCAGAACUUUUCUACAAGGGCAUCCGUCCCGCCAUUAACGUCGGUCUGUCUGUCUCCCGUGUCGGUUCCGCUGCCCAGGUCAAGGCCAUGAAGCAGGUCGCCGGUUCGCUGAAGCUCUUCUUGGCUCAGUACCGUGAGGUCGCUGCGUUCGCACAGUUCGGUUCCGACUUGGAUGCCGCCACCAAGCAGACUCUCAGCCGUGGUGAGCGUCUGACGGAGCUCCUCAAGCAGAAGCAGUACUCCCCCAUGGCCGUCAACGAGAUGGUUCCCCUCAUCUACGCCGGUAUCAACGGUCUCCUGGACAGCGUGCCAACCAACAAGAUCCUCCAGUGGGAAACUGACUUCCUGGCCCACCUCCGAUCAAACGAGUCCGACAUGCUCGCCCAGAUUGACCGGGAAGGUGCUCUCAGCAAGGAGCUCGAGGCCAAGCUGAAGGACGUCGCCACCAGCUUCACCAAGAGCUUCGUCGCAUAG